Messenger RNA from Otolemur garnettii (small-eared galago), 2379 nucleotides. It is a transcript of the gene NPL, whose product is annotated as N-acetylneuraminate pyruvate lyase. Gene Ontology annotation, biological process: N-acetylneuraminate catabolic process; carbohydrate metabolic process. The transcript is spliced from 13 exons. The record is from RefSeq and is a predicted model, not a curated record. Bases 1226 to 2263 code for a protein of 345 amino acids. Gene Ontology annotation, molecular function: 4-hydroxy-tetrahydrodipicolinate synthase activity; N-acetylneuraminate lyase activity. NCBI's taxonomy places the organism in Eukaryota, Metazoa, Chordata, Mammalia, Primates, Galagidae.
UCUGUUAAAGCUGUUGUCAUUGUUUAUCCCGUCCCUUCCGACAGGACUUUCACAGUUCACAAAGCUGGCAAACUUUACUACUUAUUUAAUAUAUUGGUCUUUUACAAAAACCAAGUAUUUGGGGCAAUCUGAGGGUUAGAAAUUAUUUUCAGUCUGGGGAGUCACAGAAUUCUCUGGAUUUGAAAGUGAGCUGAGCUUUAAAAGUUGGCUAGACUGAAGGGACUGGAGUGGGAGAACCACAAGAACAAAGGCAAACAGCCAGUGAAUGGGAGGCAGGAGCAACAGGAACAGUGAGUUCAACUAGGCAACUGGGGAAGUGCAUUAUAGGCAUGAAGAUCUGAAUAGACACCCAGACCAGAGAGUGGAGUAUUUAUUCCACUGGCAUUUUCUGGACAUGACAAAAACAAGAUCCAGUGUUACUGGAGGAUUAAUCUGACAGGUUGUGUGGACUGAAGGAGUGAAAAAGAGAGUGAAGGUCAGUACAGUGAUUCCCAUCCUACAUCCUAUAUUCCUUCCAUGGGCCCCAUGAUUUGAAUCUUUUACCUAAUCAAACUGCCUUUAAGUGGUGAUUAAUUUGAUUUCUUUUCAUCAAAGACACACAUAAAACUGGUAAUCUGAGCUUCUGACCAUGCUAAGAAUAUCGGCGUUACUGCUGUGAGUAUGACAUAAAUACAGCCCAAAGCGGGCACACACACGCACAAGGGAGUCUAUUUAGCCUGAGCAGCCCAGUAGCAUUUGACUUAGGGGACUUUUAAUGCUGACUUAAGUUCUCUGGACUCUUAUCACGUGAACCUUCUUGAGUCUUUGCCCUUGGGGUUGCCAUUGGUCUAGAUAAGAGGCAAGUUCUGACAAGGACAGUAAGGGGGAAAGGAAGGAUUGCAAGGAAAGAUAACAGAAUUGAAAUGACUUCAUCCUUGAUUAGCCAUGAGUAGUGACAGUUGGGAAGGAAACGCCAAUAGCAAUGACUGGGAAAAUGAUGCUGAUAAAAAAAUAAUACUUCCAUCCUCUACUUAUCAGACAAGACUCCAUGGAGGGCACUAAGUGUGUACAUACUAUGUGCCUGGCACUGUUGUUAAUCAAUUUUCAUGAAUUAAUUGGUUUAAUUCUCUCAACAACCCUAGGAAAUACAAUUACUACUUUAUCCUCAUUUACAGAAGGGGGAACUGAAGCACAGAGAGGUCAAGUAGUAGGCCCAAGAUCACCCAGCUGACUUUCCAGCAGCUCAAUGGCCUCCCCGAAGAAGAAACUUCAGGGUCUUGUUGCUGCUACCAUCACGCCAAUGACUGAGAAUGGAGAAAUCAACUUGUCAGUAAUUGGUCAGUAUGUGGAUUACCUUGUGAAAGAGCAGGGAGUGAAGAACAUUUUUGGUAAAGGUGGAAGAAAGAUGGAGUCUGAAGUGAAAAUGGAAACCCGGCGCUUUCCCCUCCCAAUUCCAUCCUCUGUGAAUGGCACAACUGGAGAAGGCCUAUCCCUGAGCAUCUCAGAGCGUCGCCGGGUUGCCGAGGAAUGGGUGACAAAAGGGAGGAACAAGCUGGAUCAGGUGGUGAUUCACGUAGGGGCCCUGAGCUUGAAGGAGUCACAAGAAUUGGCCCAACAUGCAGCAGAAAUAGGCGCCGAUGGCAUUGCUGUCAUUGCACCUUUCUUUCUCAAGCCAUGGAACAAAGAUGUCCUGAUUAAUUUCCUAAAGGAGGUGGCUGCUGCCGCCCCUGCAUUGCCAUUUUAUUACUAUCACAUUCCUGCCUUGACAGGGGUAAAAAUUCGUGCUGAGGAGUUGUUGGAUGGCAUUCAGGAGAAGAUCCCCACUUUCCAAGGGCUGAAAUUCAGUGACACAGAUCUCUUAGACUUCGGGCAAUGUGUUGAUCAGAAUCGCCAGCAGCAGUUUGCUUUCCUUUUUGGUGUGGAUGAGCAACUGUUGAGUGCGCUGGUGAUGGGAGCAACUGGAGCAGUGGGCAGUACCUAUAACUACCUGGGAAAGAAGACAAACCAGAUGUUGGAGGCUUUUGAACGAAAGGACUUCUCCUUAGCCCUGAACUACCAGUUUUGUAUCCAGAGAUUUAUCAACUUUGUGGUCAAACUAGGUUUUGGAGUAUCACAGACGAAAGCCAUCAUGUCUCUGGUCUCUGGGAUUCCAAUGGGCCCACCCCGGCUUCCACUGCAGAAGGCCUCCAGGGAAUUUACUGAUCAUGCCGAAGCUAAACUGAAGAGCCUGGAUUUCCUUUCUUUCACUGGCUUGAAGGAUAGAAAUUUGGAAACCUGUAGCUAGUGCACCACUAUCAUAUCAGGGUGUGUCCAUGGAGACAUAAUUUUCACAUCAAAUAGGCAUUUUUUUUCUCAGGGACAUUUUAGAUGAACUUAAACUCUUAGAAAAUAAAAUCUCAA